Messenger RNA from Peronospora matthiolae, 1029 nucleotides. The record is from the annotation of a GenBank genome assembly. NCBI's taxonomy places the organism in Eukaryota, Oomycota, Peronosporomycetes, Peronosporales, Peronosporaceae.
AUGACGCCAGAAGCGUCUAACGAGAAAGCUUAUCGAUUCGAAGAGAUCAGGAGUGGUCGUGUGCUGGUCAGUCGCGACGCACAGUUUAUGGAAGACGUCUUCGACAGUGGAAGACGCGACUACGUUCAAGCCGAAGUAGUUCUAGAAGAUGAAGAAGGUACAACGGAUGAAGACUCAUCGUGUUCCAACAAAGAAGAAGAAGAAAACGUACGGGAUAAAGACAUGAUCUUCGUGGCACUUUACGUCGACGAUUUGGUUGUCGCGAGCAACAAUGACGAGCUGCUCAAGUCAACAAAGAAGGCGCUGGGUGAUCGUUUUGACAUGACGGAUCUGGGAUAUCUCAAGUUUUUUCUCGGUAUGAAAGUUGAUCAAGAUUUCACGGUCGGCACAAUAUCGAUUCGUCAGUCCAAAUUCGCGAAAUAUAUUCUCGAGAAAUUUGGCAUGGAACAUAGCAAUCCAGAUAAGACUCCAAAAGAACCCGGGCUAAAUCUGAAAAGGUCCAUGUGCGAAGGAGGAUGCAAGCACAAAGACACGAUGGCAAAUGUUCCAUACCGCAAUGCUGUUGGAUGCCUGAUGUACCUCAUGGAAGGGACUCGCCCGGAUCUCGCAGCUGCAGUGGGAGUGCUCAGCCAGUUUUCAGCUGACCCUUGUCCGACACAUUGGCAAGUACUUAAGCGCGUGUUCAGGUACGUCCAAGGCACAAAAACCUAUGGGAUUGAAUUCCAAGCCACAAGCAAUGACAAGCUUCAAGGCUACUCAGAUGCAAACUGGGCUAAUGACCUGGAGAAGCAAGAACAGCGUACAGUGGCUCUAUCGUCUACGGAAGCCGAGUACAUGGCGCUGACAGAAGCCACACAAGAAGCAGCAUGGCUUAAGGCAUUUUUGUGUGAGAUUGGUGAAAUGAAGAACGACGAAGCUGCCAAGAUCUAUGAAGAUAACCAAGGUUCCCUUGCUUUGGCCAAGAACCCCGAAUUCCAUAAAAGACGAAACAUAUCGACAUCCGGUAUCACUUCGUGCGCGAGAAGGUAG